This is a messenger RNA of Zea mays, 1855 nucleotides long. Its product is annotated as Sec14p-like phosphatidylinositol transfer family protein. The transcript is spliced from 6 exons. NCBI's taxonomy places the organism in Eukaryota, Viridiplantae, Streptophyta, Magnoliopsida, Poales, Poaceae. Gene Ontology annotation, molecular function: phosphatidylinositol transfer activity. Bases 501 to 1484 code for a protein of 327 amino acids. The record is from RefSeq and is a predicted model, not a curated record.
CCACCAGAGUGAGUCCAGAGGCCCAGCACGUUGGACACAGCUCAGCGCGACUCGCGAACGACGCCAGUACUCUGUCCUAUGUGCCGGCAAGUACGCGGGCGUGGGUCCACCCCGGCCGUCCAAACACGCCACGUCAGAACCCCAAUCGACGGCAGCCGUCCGAUGCGAUCACCGCAUCCCGUUCGCAUAGGAUUUUCCAUCCCAGGCAUGGGCGUUGGGCGAGCAGUCCCCCCCUUCCACCCGCGUUCGCUUCUUCCCCAGCAUCCAGCAAGGAAGGAGGAAGAAGAAGAGGGAGGAGAGGGGACGGUCCGCGAAUCCUGCCUAGCCUUCGCCGCCUUCCUCCGCUCGAGCGGCUCGCCGAGGAAAUAGCGAAAGGGCGCUAUGAGUUCAGCGAAUGGUACAACCAAUGUCCAUGGGAAAGAAGCAGCACCGUAUGAGGAGCAGCUGUUCAAGGUGAUUUAAUGUCACCAGGAUUCGGUAUUUUCUUUGUUUGGCACUAAAUGAUUGGUAAAGUUAGAACUGACCUAGGACAACUAUCUGGAAAAUCAGCUCUAUAUUGCUCAGAUGCUUCAAUUGCAAGGUACCUGAUAGCAAGGAACUGGGACAUAAGGAAGGCUACUAAAAUGCUGAAGAAAACCUUAAAAUGGCGUUCAGAAUAUAAGCCAGAUGAAAUCCGUUGGGAUGACAUAUCUGAUGAAGCGGUAACUGGAAAAACUUACCGAACUGAUUACUUUGACAAGAUCGGGCGGAGUAUCCUUGUCAUGAGACCUGGAUGCCAGAAUACCAAGAAUGCCAAUGGGCAAGUCAAGUACUUGGUGUACUGUAUGGAGAAUGCAAUUCUAAAUCUGCCACAUGGUCAGGAUCAGAUGGUUUGGCUCAUUGAUUUUGCUGGUUUCAAUUUAGGCAACUUGUCAAUUCAGGUGACAAAGAUGACGGCAGAUGUCCUACAAGGCCAUUAUCCUGAAAGGUUGGGUGUGGCAAUUCUUUUUAACGCUCCAAAGUUUUUUGAGCCUUUCUGGAAGAUGGCAAGCCCCCUUCUUGAGAAGAAGACCAGAAACAAGGUCAAAUUUGUAUACUCAGAUAGACCUGACACCAUGAAGAUCAUGGAAGACCUUUUCAACAUGGAUGAGUUAGAAUGUGCGUUUGGUGGCAAGAACCCAGCUACUUUCAAUAUAAAUGAUUAUGCUGCGAGGAUGAGAGAAGAUGACAAGAAGAUGCCAUCAUUUUGGAGCCCUGAGAAUUCAGCUCUUGCUUCUGAGCCAUAUCAGAUGAGCAGCCAAAAAGCCCUAGGAAGCGUUUCAGGUGCGAAGACUGAAGAUGCUGGAUCUGGAAAGAUGGACGACAUGGAGACUGCUCCUGAAAAGAGUGAAGAAUCGGGUACUGAAUCUGGAGAGGAGGUACAAACACGGACUGAAUCAAGCACAGUUGAGCAGAAAAACUUGCCUGGAGAAGAUAAUGCCCCAGCAGAUAAAAGUGGCCUUUAAUCUGAUCUCCGGGUAUCACCAUGAAACAUAAAUGUGAAACAUUGAUAGGAGCUCUACCACAUUUCACUAAGGUUUGAACAUGAAAGGCGACGAGAAACUCUUUUAACACGGCAAAUCGGCAUGCCUGACUUGUUUUGUAGUCGGCACCUAUUUCUCUGUCCUCAAGAUCUUAUUUGGGGAACCUUUUCAUGACAGAAUGAGAUCUACCAGAUGGUAAAGAACUAAUACCAUACUGUUACCCUCAGUUUUCAUGACAGAAUAUGGUCUGGUGUUCAGUUUCUGAUAUGCCCUUGUAUUUUCGCUGGAAAAGAAAAAUACUAUUGUAUCUGGAGCUGUUGGGUUAAUAAUAUAUCAUUGUUCAGUUUGUAUUC